Molecule: messenger RNA, 1272 nt
Organism: Saccharomyces mikatae IFO 1815
Lineage: Eukaryota; Fungi; Ascomycota; Saccharomycetes; Saccharomycetales; Saccharomycetaceae
Product: putative glutamate 5-kinase
Exons: 1
Coding region: 1-1272 (423 amino acids)
Cellular component (GO): cytosol; cytoplasm
Molecular function (GO): ATP binding; RNA binding; glutamate 5-kinase activity
Source: RefSeq, a predicted model, not a curated record
AUGACAAAAGCGUAUACCAUCGUUAUCAAAUUGGGCAGCUCGUCGCUCGUCGAUGAGAGCACGAAAGAGCCAAAGUUGUCCAUCAUGACAUUGAUUGUUGAGACGGUAACCAACCUUAAGCGUAUGGGCCACAAAGUGAUCAUCGUGUCCAGCGGCGGCAUAGCCGUCGGCUUGGACGCGCUCAAUAUCCCGCACAAGCCCAAGCAAUUGUCUGAAGUGCAGGCGAUUGCCGCCGUUGGGCAAGGUCGUCUCAUCGCACGCUGGAACAUGCUGUUCUCUCAGUAUGGUGAGGAAACAGCACAAAUCCUGCUCACGCGAAACGACAUACUGCGUUGGAACCAAUACAAUAACGCGCGCAACACUAUCAAUGAACUGUUGGCCAUGGGCGUCAUCCCCAUAGUCAACGAAAACGAUACGCUUUCCAUCAGUGAGAUAGAGUUCGGCGAUAAUGACACGCUUUCCGCCAUCACCGCUGCUCUCGUAGGUGCGGACUUCCUGUUCUUGCUUACAGACGUGGAUUGUCUCUACACGGACAAUCCACGUACUAAUCCGGAAGCUCGCCCCAUUGUUCUCGUUCCAGAGCUAUCCGAAGGUCUGCCCGGCGUAAACACUUCUAGCGGCUCCGGGUCUGAGAUUGGCACUGGCGGUAUGCGCACCAAGCUCAUAGCCGCCGACCUCGCCUCUAAUGCUGGGAUUGAAACUAUUGUAAUGAAAAGUGACCGACCAGAGUAUGUACCGGAGAUUGUUGACUACAUCCAACACCAUUUCCGUCCUCCCCGUCAUGGCGGAAACGGCACUCAGCAGCAGUUUCUCGAACUUCAGGAUGCUGAACUUGAGGAGCUGCGUCGUCACAAUGUUCCUAUGCACACAAAGUUUUUGGCCAAUGACAACAAGCACAAGCUUAAGAAUAGGGAGUUUUGGAUCCUUCACGGGCUAAUUACCAAGGGCGCGAUUAUCAUCGACGAGAACAGUUAUGACCGGCUUUUGUCAAAAGACAAGGCUAGUUUGACUCCGAAUGCUGUGAUUGAAGUCAGGGAGAACUUCCAUGAGCUCGAAUGUGUCGACCUCAAGAUCGGUAAGCGGUUACCCAACGGUGACUUGGAUAUCUCGAAGCCGGUUCAGUCCGUUGGGCGGGUCCGCUCCAACUAUACAAGUCUGGAGCUUGCAAAGAUCAAGGGCCUGCCCAGUGAAAGAAUUCACGAUGUUUUGGGUUACAGCGUCAGUGAAUACGUUGCCCACAGAGAAAACAUUGCCUUCCCUCCGCAGUUUUGA